Molecule: messenger RNA, 2003 nt
Organism: Mus musculus (house mouse)
Lineage: Eukaryota; Metazoa; Chordata; Mammalia; Rodentia; Muridae
Gene: Lag3
Product: lymphocyte-activation gene 3
Exons: 8
Coding region: 355-1920 (521 amino acids)
Biological process (GO): negative regulation of T cell mediated immune response to tumor cell; negative regulation of T cell receptor signaling pathway; negative regulation of T cell activation
Cellular component (GO): plasma membrane; extracellular region
Molecular function (GO): transmembrane signaling receptor activity; MHC class II protein binding
Source: RefSeq, marked validated
GGGCAGUGGGGAGGAGAAGCAGAAGGACUGGGUCUGGAGGAGCAGCUCAAGUUCUAGCUAGCUGCAGUGGGUUUGCCUGCACUCUGCUCUGGGUCCCAGCCCGGGCCUCUGAUCAUUAUCCAUCCUGCUGUCUCCAGUCCCCACUCCUGGGGCGUCCUCUUCACCCUACAUUCUUUCCCUCCGCCUCACCUCCUCCUUGUAGAACUUCUCUCUCUCUCUCUCUCUCUCUCUCUCUCUCUCUCUCUCUCUCUCUGUGUGUGUGUGUGUGUCUGUCUGUCUGUCUGUCUCUCUCUCCUCCCAGGACCUUUUUCUAACCUCCCUUGGAGGGCUGGGGAGGCCCGGGCCAUAGAGGAGAUGAGGGAGGACCUGCUCCUUGGCUUUUUGCUUCUGGGACUGCUUUGGGAAGCUCCAGUUGUGUCUUCAGGGCCUGGGAAAGAGCUCCCCGUGGUGUGGGCCCAGGAGGGAGCUCCCGUCCAUCUUCCCUGCAGCCUCAAAUCCCCCAACCUGGAUCCUAACUUUCUACGAAGAGGAGGGGUUAUCUGGCAACAUCAACCAGACAGUGGCCAACCCACUCCCAUCCCGGCCCUUGACCUUCACCAGGGGAUGCCCUCGCCUAGACAACCCGCACCCGGUCGCUACACGGUGCUGAGCGUGGCUCCAGGAGGCCUGCGCAGCGGGAGGCAGCCCCUGCAUCCCCACGUGCAGCUGGAGGAGCGCGGCCUCCAGCGCGGGGACUUCUCUCUGUGGUUGCGCCCAGCUCUGCGCACCGAUGCGGGCGAGUACCACGCCACCGUGCGCCUCCCGAACCGCGCCCUCUCCUGCAGUCUCCGCCUGCGCGUCGGCCAGGCCUCGAUGAUUGCUAGUCCCUCAGGAGUCCUCAAGCUGUCUGAUUGGGUCCUUUUGAACUGCUCCUUCAGCCGUCCUGACCGCCCAGUCUCUGUGCACUGGUUCCAGGGCCAGAACCGAGUGCCUGUCUACAACUCACCGCGUCAUUUUUUAGCUGAAACUUUCCUGUUACUGCCCCAAGUCAGCCCCCUGGACUCUGGGACCUGGGGCUGUGUCCUCACCUACAGAGAUGGCUUCAAUGUCUCCAUCACGUACAACCUCAAGGUUCUGGGUCUGGAGCCCGUAGCCCCUCUGACAGUGUACGCUGCUGAAGGUUCUAGGGUGGAGCUGCCCUGUCAUUUGCCCCCAGGAGUGGGGACCCCUUCUUUGCUCAUUGCCAAGUGGACUCCUCCUGGAGGAGGUCCUGAGCUCCCCGUGGCUGGAAAGAGUGGCAAUUUUACCCUUCACCUUGAGGCUGUGGGUCUGGCACAGGCUGGGACCUACACCUGUAGCAUCCAUCUGCAGGGACAGCAGCUCAAUGCCACUGUCACGUUGGCGGUCAUCACAGUGACUCCCAAAUCCUUCGGGUUACCUGGCUCCCGGGGGAAGCUGUUGUGUGAGGUAACCCCGGCAUCUGGAAAGGAAAGAUUUGUGUGGCGUCCCCUGAACAAUCUGUCCAGGAGUUGCCCGGGCCCUGUGCUGGAGAUUCAGGAGGCCAGGCUCCUUGCUGAGCGAUGGCAGUGUCAGCUGUACGAGGGCCAGAGGCUUCUUGGAGCGACAGUGUACGCCGCAGAGUCUAGCUCAGGCGCCCACAGUGCUAGGAGAAUCUCAGGUGACCUUAAAGGAGGCCAUCUCGUUCUCGUUCUCAUCCUUGGUGCCCUCUCCCUGUUCCUUUUGGUGGCCGGGGCCUUUGGCUUUCACUGGUGGAGAAAACAGUUGCUACUGAGAAGAUUUUCUGCCUUAGAACAUGGGAUUCAGCCAUUUCCGGCUCAGAGGAAGAUAGAGGAGCUGGAGCGAGAACUGGAGACGGAGAUGGGACAGGAGCCGGAGCCCGAGCCGGAGCCACAGCUGGAGCCAGAGCCCAGGCAGCUCUGACCUGGAGCCGAGGCAGCCAGCAGGUCUCAGCAGCUCCGCCCGCCCGCCCGCCCGCCCGAAUAAACUCCCUGUCAGCAGCAUCA